CCAGUUGACAAAUGCAACUGGCAGGGAACUAUUUUUGGAUCAUUUUUCACUGGUCGCUUGUCCUCAUCCUCGCCCAGAAGAAAAUCAUAUUUACAAGUGUGCAAUGUCCCCUGAGGAGCAGUAAAAUAGCCUGGAUCGAGUGCACUAUGGAGGACAACAGCACGAUUUCAAUUGAAGGAGCUACUAACGAUAAUGAGGUCGUCAAUAUGGUGGGCAUCGCGGAGCUGCAAAUAUUGGGCGGAAAGAAACGAAUGCGUAUUCCUGGCAUACGUCUGGAAUUCUGCAAACUCCUGGGUGCCAGCAGUCGUCGCUCGCUAUUGAGCUUUUUUAACAAGGGAAUACAGCAGGCGGAUAGUAAUUUUCCCAAAAAGUGCCCCUUCAAGCGGAAUACCACCUACAGUAUGCGACACAUGAAGUUCGAUGCGAAUUACUUACCCUACUAUUUGGCCGAGUACAAUUUCUCGUUUAUUGGCAAGUUUAUGGAAAACGCUGCGAUGCUCUUUGAGGUGCGGGCUAAAGGCUCAUUUUGUUAUAUCAAUAAUGAUUGCACUGGAGCAGGAGCCAACAGCUCGGCGACAUGAUUGUGCAUGUUGGUUAAGUGAAUAAAUAAAAUGUAUCUGAG
Drosophila virilis is the source of this 622-nucleotide messenger RNA. RefSeq lists its product as uncharacterized. The record is from RefSeq and is a predicted model, not a curated record. Lineage: Eukaryota; Metazoa; Arthropoda; Insecta; Diptera; Drosophilidae.